Messenger RNA from Eriocheir sinensis (Chinese mitten crab), 4045 nucleotides. RefSeq names its product MMS19 nucleotide excision repair protein homolog (gene Mms19). Gene Ontology annotation, cellular component: cytosolic [4Fe-4S] assembly targeting complex. The transcript is spliced from 20 exons. Gene Ontology annotation, biological process: iron-sulfur cluster assembly. Lineage: Eukaryota; Metazoa; Arthropoda; Malacostraca; Decapoda; Varunidae. The coding region runs from base 57 to 3149 and encodes 1030 amino acids. The record is from RefSeq and is a predicted model, not a curated record.
UUUAUUCUUAUUUCUAUUCGUUUCUCGAGGUAAAUAUUCUUAGGCUCGUAGACGCCAUGGCUCCCGCGAGUUUCCUGGAAAAGCUCAGAAAUAUUACUGAUUCUGCGGCGGACGUCGACUCUCUUCUUCAGGAUGUUGCAAAAGGAGUAUGUGCCAGGGAGGUGACACUUCAGGAGGUGGUGGAGGGCCUUGGUCCGAGCCUGACCCACCAGAAGUCAUGGGAGCGAGAGGUGGGGACGCGCUUCCUGGCCCGCCUACUAGAUAAGCUCCCACCCACCUACCUCAAUCCUGCCGAGGCCUCCUUCAUGGCGGCGUUCCUCGUCAACCGGCUACAAGACCAUCAUGCUGUCCUGCCUGCCGUGUUCCUCUGCUCUUUGGCUCUGGUGAAGCAGAAGAACCUGGGGGAUGCUGAGGUGCAGAGCAUAUUGGAGGGCAUCUUCGGGGAGGCGCAAGUACAGUCCCAUGUCACAAAGGACCGCCAGACUGUUUUCUUGCUCCUGAAGUACUGCCUCGCUAACAGACUGACCGCACUCAAGGAGAUGGGGUUACCACUGCUAUCGGGCUUGAUAGGAGCCAUUGACGGGGAGAGGGACCCACGUAACCUGCUGUUGGUGUUCUCGUUGGUGGCAGAGGUAGUGCACAGCGGCCUUGCUCUCCAGCCCUUUGUCGAAGAGUUGUUUGAGGUGGUUGCAGCUUACUUCCCGAUAGACUUUGUUCCGCCUCGUAACGAUCCCUAUGGCAUCCAGGCUGAGGACUUGGUGUUGGGGCUGCGUGCAGUGCUGGCUUCCACACCUGCCUUUGCCCCUUUCUUCCUCCCCCUCUUGAUGGAGAAAGUGGACUCUAGCCUCACCUCUGCCAAGCUCGAUUCACUUCAUACCCUGGUGGCCUGCUGUGAUGUGUACAAAGCUGAGGACCUCCAGCCCCAUGCCAGCCUUCUGUGGGUCAGUCUGCGUCGUGAGGUGAUGGAGGGGUCUGAUAGGACUGUCGAGGAAGCAGCCCUCUCGGCCCUCACUGCUGUUGUGCGAGUCCUUGAGGUGGGACUGACGACCUCUGCCUCUCAUGCUGCUGUUGCAUCUAUCGUGCAGUCGGCUUUAGCAGAGUGUGGCAGCCACCUGGAGGCACCGGAGCAGCGUCUCAUGUGGCCGAGCGUCCGACUCUUAAUGGCCCUGGUGUUGGCUGCCCCGGGGCCUGCCACUACUAUCCUCGGCAAAGUGGUGCCUCAGCUGGUCAGGCAGAGCGUGAAGCAGGAUGGCAGCAACUCUCCACUCGCCCUCCAGAACACGAUAUCCGCCUUAGCCAUGAUACUUGAAGCAGCUGCCAAACAUUCCCAUCUGGUGCAGGAGGAUGGCCUCCUGACACAGCUAGCAGGACAGGUCUGGGAGUCCUUCAGUAGUGGCCUGUCCUCUGCUGACCCCCAGGUGCAGGCCACCACCCUGACCGCCCUGCCUGCUGCCCUGCCCGCAUUGCCCUCCUCAUACCUCCAGCAGGCUGCUACACAACUCACUGCCCUGCUCCUAGACCCAUCCACCUCCACCUCUUCUUCCCGUUCCCUAAAAGAGGGCAUCAGGACGUGCCUAGUGAGGCUGGGCAAGCACAACCCUGAGGUCAUCCUGAAUCACACUCUACCACCUCUACUGGCCACACUGCACUCUGGGAGCGAGGCAGCUACAAGAGAGGCCGAGGAGCAGGUGCUGGAGAGCCUUGUGUCACUCACCACCAGCCGGAGAGUGCUUGCGUCCCUGCUGCCGGAGGUCUGGAGCCGGGCGGAAGCACUGCUGGCGGAUGGUGGUGAGGAACGUUGCCACCUCUACCUCUCCGCUGUGGACAAGAUGGUGAGCAGCAGAGUUGAGGACGCUGAGAGCCAACGCUUUCUGCUGGAGGAGUGGAAAGGGACCGAGUGCAUCUUGGCUCUGUUCAGCGGCCUGGCCCGAAAGCAGCCCUCAGCCCCACACCUCCCUGGCCUCCUCUGCCUGGCCUCCACGCUGCGCACCCUUGUGGCUUUGGAGAGCCAGCCCCAACCCCUCAUCCACCAACUAGUAUGCCAGGCUGUGGGGGUGACCAAGGACUGCACGGAGGGAAUGGUUGCCUCGGACAUGCCGCUGCUGCCUAAUACAAGCCCAGAUAUGAAGGACCUCCUCGCCACAUCCCUGGACCAUACUCACCCAAAUGGCCCGAAUAUGCUGUAUGUGUUGGAAGGAUUGGUGGGAGGAGCUCAACGUCUGCCCGAGGAGGAUGACUGCAUGCUGAGUCUGCUGAAAAAGGUGCGAGUGUUCAGCACCUCCACGGCUGACCCAGCGCUGAGAGAAGUGGCGGUACUCCUCCAUGCGGCAACCCUCAACAAACUGCCGGAAGGUGCACAGUUGUCCCAAGCAGAGGAGGAGGCAAGGACAGACACAGAGGCAGACUUAGACUCGGCGCAACCCAACGAGAGGCGUCUGGCAGCCCUCAACAUCACCACCUGGACUUGCAAGGCCCUGGUGGUCCGAGGCUCAAACCUGCAGCACUGGUGGACGAUGAAGCUUCUCUCCCUGAUGAAAGAUCCACAGCUGGGAGUUCCUGCCGCUCGCUGCCUCGAGAUGAUCGUCAAGGAACAUCCCCAUGCCCUCCGCCAGCACUACCACGCUCGGAUAAGGUUAUUGCACAAACAGAGGUUCUUUGAGGGUGUGGUUGGGCCUCUGGUGGAGACAUUCAGCUCGUCCCAAGGGUCUCCCCAGUCCUGCUGUCUGGUGGCCUUGUGCUCCCUGCUGCCCCACCUCUCCCAGCUCAUCCUGGCCCCUCAUGUGCAGAAGGUGCUGCCAGUGGUCCUCCAGGGCUUGGCGAGUGAUGGGGAGCAGGUGGUGGUGGAGAGUGUGGUGGGGACACUGGCUUCCCUCCUCAAGCACAGUCCUGACCCUGCCACCUCCCACCUCUCCUUCCUCCUCCCGGCCCUCCUCAGACUCACCUCCAAUCAGCCCAUGACUGUGCGGAUGAAGGCCCUUGAGUGUCUGGAUGCCCUGGCCACUCUUCCCACCACGCCUAUACUGCCUUACCGUGAUGAUGUGCUACAGGGGCUGAAGGCUGUCCUGGACGACCACAAGCGUGUCGUGCGUCAAGCGGCCACCAACACACGCAGCACCUGGGUGAUGGUGGGUGUGCCCGGAGGCUCGUAGCACACCAGUGAGGUAUUGACACACCACAGAAAGUCUGAGUUGAUGUGGGGCUAUUUUUUAUCAUAGUAAACACGCCACAGAAAUUCAUACUCAUAGUCUUCUGAUCAUGAGGUCCACUGAAAUGAAGGUUAUUGUAUUUGAAACCAAUGAAUUGAAAUGGGGUUAGUUUUGAUCAUAGUAAACACACCACAGAAAGUCAUAGGAAUAGUUUCUUUUGUUAUAUUGAGAUCCGUUGGAUAGAGGGUUCGUUGUACUUGAAACUAGCACAUAUUAUUUUAAGGUAAUGCAAAGGUAAUGGCAAAUGAGGUCAGCUUACACGAAUUAUCGCAGGUUUUCUUACUUAAACUUAUUGGUGCAAAAUGGUUGAGUUACCCAGUUGAAGGUAUGAGUGGCUGCUAUAAGAUUUGAUUUGUUAUGAGUCCCAAGCAUAAUACAAGCAAUGGCAGCAUAUUCUUAAAGUUUGUUAUAAUGUGUAAAGGGCUAAGGAAGGGAGCAGCACUUAUGGAUUCUGUGCUUUUGUUGGGCAUCUAUGGAAGAUUACCUCAAAUAACAAGGGAUAACUGCAGCAAAAUUUUCAGCCCGAGAAGCACACUUUUUUAUGGGGGUACUUGUUAUAUCGUCUCUUAAGUCCUGUAGUUCAGUGUUUUUUUAUGAUUUUAUAUUAAGCAAGAGACCUUUUGGAAGUAAGAACUACACUGGUGCAUUAUAAAGACAUGGGACAGGGUAUAUUAAUGUGUUUAGCAAAUAUUAUUAUACACUGAUUUAACUGCAAAUAGUGAAUUACAUAUUAAUGAGUCUGUUUUUUAUAUUAAUUAAUUGUUGCUAUGAAUUUUGUCCACCCAAAUGUAUGUAUAUAUAGUUUAUACAUAAAAAGUUUGUUGCUAUAUGAAUUUUCA